AGAUCUAACAAUGGCGUCAUCGCUGGCGAUAGCAUUACGCAGCACACUUACGUUACCAUCUUUCGUUUUCCCCAAUCAUUUGCUAUCAUUCAAAAAUCGAGUGUCAAUUGAAGGCAGAAGCCCUAAUUAAGCGAAAUGGGGGCGAUUGUGCCGACAGUCAAGCUGGGUUCGCAGGGCCUCGAGGUCUCCAAACAAGGCCUCGGCUGCUUCGGCAUGUCAGCUAGCUAUGGGCAGCGGAAGCCCGAAUCCGAGAUGAUCCAAGUCAUCCGCCACGCCAUCAACUCCGGCGUCACAUUUCUCGACACCUCCGACUCCUAUGGCCCCCACACCAACGAAAUUCUUAUUGGAAAGGCUUUAAAAGGGGUGAUGAGGGAGAAAGUGCAAAUUGCUUCUAAAUUUGGAGUAAUACACAAGGAUGGGGGAGUCGAUGUACAUGGUGAGCCAGAAUAUGUGAGGGCUGCGUGUGAGGCGAGCUUGAAGCGUCUUGAUGUUGACUGUAUUGAUCUCUAUUACGCUCAUAGAAUCGACACUCGUGUGCCCAUUGAAGUCACGAUGGGAGAGCUUAAGAAACUGGUUGAAGAAGGGAAGAUAAAAUAUGUUGGCCUCUCAGAGGCUUCUGUUUCAACAAUCAGAAGGGCUCAUGCUGUUCAUCCAAUUACUGCGGUCCAGAACGAAUGGUCACUAUGGUCGAGAGAUUUGGAAGAAGAAUUAGUUCCUACUUGCAGGGAACUUGGCAUUGGAAUUGUUUCAUACAGUCCACUUGGGCGUGGCUUCUUGUCACUAGGUCCCAAGUUGGUACAGAACAUGCUGGAGGGCGACUGGCGUAAGCACUUUCCAAGGUUCAAUGCUAAGAAUCUUGAAUCCAACAAGGUGGUGUAUGAAAAGAUCAGUGAGAUUGCAACGAGGAAAGGCUGCACCCCGUCUCAACUGGCGUUAGCUUGGGUUCAUCACCAAGGAGAUGAUGUGUUCCCUAUACCAGGCACCACCAAGAUCGAUAACAUCAAUGAGAAUAUCGGAGCCCUCUCUGUGAAACUAACCUUAGAAGAGAUGACUGAGCUCUCGGCUUUGGCUGACAUGGUUAAGGGGGAUCGGCAUGUGUUCAUGGAGAAUACAUGGAUGCAUUCCAACACGCCACCAUUGUCAUCUUGGAAAGUCUAUACCUGAGAUUACCAUGUUCAAAUUUCCACAGAAAGCUGGGUUUGAUCGUCUGGAAAUCUAUUUCCGGUUCUGUAAGCUGUUUUCGUCUGUCAAAUUUACAGUUUUUUUCAAGGUUUCAUGGCUGUGAAGCUUGAAACCAACUGACCUUAAUUGGUUACUAAGAUCACGAACGUGAACUAAAUUUUGGAUUUUUUCAUGAACUUAAAUUUGAUGGUAAAAGCCUGAACUUUGCUGUUGUUUGGAA
Messenger RNA from Salvia hispanica, 1402 nucleotides. RefSeq names its product auxin-induced protein PCNT115-like. The record is from RefSeq and is a predicted model, not a curated record. Lineage: Eukaryota; Viridiplantae; Streptophyta; Magnoliopsida; Lamiales; Lamiaceae. Gene Ontology annotation, cellular component: cytoplasm.